GGCUGUUAAUUACUGUUAUCUCCCCUCUCUUCAUUCAAUUGAAUUAGCAUUGCAUCUCAUCAGCUUCGUAUCUCAUUAGUAUACCAUCUUUCUCGAUCUGUCCGUGUCCAUUCGGAGAAUACCAGUGAUAGCAAGUGAGCGAAAAUGGCGAUCACGACUCGAAUCACCGACUCAGAAGAACAUGUCCACUCCACUUUUGGCUCCAGAUACGUGCGCGAUCCUCUUCCCAGGUUUAAGAUGCCGGAGAAGUCGAUCCCUAAGGAUGCGGCAUACCAGAUAAUAAACGACGAGCUGAUGCUGGACGGGAACCCGAGGCUAAACCUGGCAUCAUUCGUGACCACCUGGAUGGAGCCCGAGUGCGAGAAGCUCAUCAUGGCUUCCAUCAACAAGAACUAUGUCGACAUGGAUGAGUACCCCGUUACCACCGAGCUCCAGAACCGAUGUGUUAACAUGAUCGCGCACCUCUUCAACGCUCCCGUGGGAGAGAACGAAAGCGCAGUUGGUGUCGGAACUGUGGGCUCAUCGGAGGCGAUAAUGCUCGCAGGCCUAGCCUUUAAGAGAAAAUGGCAGCAGAGAAGAAGAGCAGAGGGCAAGCCCUGCGAUAAGCCCAACAUUGUUACCGGGGCCAACGUCCAGGUAUGUUGGGAGAAGUUUGCUCGGUACUUCGAAGUCGAGCUCAAGGAAGUAAAACUGCAAGAGGGGUACUACGUGAUGGACCCGAGGAAGGCUGUUGAGAUGGUCGAUGAGAACACGAUCUGCGUCGCAGCCAUCCUGGGGUCGACAUUGACGGGGGAGUUUGAGGACGUGAAGCUCCUGAAUGAGCUCCUCAUGCAGAAGAACGCGCAGACAGGGUGGGACACCCCGAUCCAUGUGGACGCGGCGAGUGGAGGGUUCAUUGCCCCGUUUCUCACCCCUGAGCUUGAGUGGGAUUUCCGGCUUCCGCUUGUUAAGAGCAUCAAUGUUAGCGGGCACAAGUACGGGCUUGUGUAUGCAGGAGUCGGGUGGGUGAUCUGGAGAACCAAGGACGACCUGCCCGAUGAUCUCGUCUUCCACAUCAACUAUCUCGGGGCUGAUCAGCCAACCUUCACACUUAACUUCUCCAAAGGUUCGAGUCAAAUAAUAGCGCAGUACUAUCAGUUUAUCCGGCUGGGAUUUGAGGGAUACAAGGGCAUCAUGGAGAACUGCAUGGAGAACGCGCGGGUCCUGAAAGAAGGGAUCGAGCAGACGGGAAAGUUUGAGGUCCUGUCAAAGGACGUAGGCGUGCCGCUUGUCGCAUUCAUGCUUAAGGACUCGAGCAAGCACACCGUGUUUGACAUAGCAGAGAGCCUGAGGAGGUUCGGUUGGAUUGUGCCAGCAUACACGAUGCCGGCAGAUGCCCAGCACAUCGCGGUCCUCCGGGUCGUGGUCAGGGAGGACUUCAACCGGAGCCUGGCGAUGAGGCUCGUGAGCAACAUUGAGAAGGUCCUCGGGGAGCUGGAAGCCAGGGCCAGUCGCAUCUCCGUGAUCGCCGCCACUGUCACCAAAGUCGCCGGAGAGGAAAAGCAAGUGGUGAAGAAGACGGUGGAGCAAAUCCAGGAGGAGGUAACCCGGCACUGGAAGAAGUUUGUCAAAGGCAAGAACACAGGAGUCUGCUAGCUUAGUCCGUUCGACCUGACCUAUCGAUCGAGAGACAUCAUUGUAUGGUUCGUGAUGAUAUAACAGGCCCACCUCGAUUGCACCGGUGGGACAUGCCAUGUCCCUGGAGGAGUAAGAAGUAAUCUCCGGACGGUAAAGUCUACGCGAGUUUUUCCUUUCCGAUAGGUGCAGGCCUCGCUUUUCUUCUGAAGCUAGGACGCCGGCCGGGCUGGUGGACUGAAUAAAUCUUUAGCCUUGGUUGGAAACUAUAAGGCUGUUCUUGCAUCUUUGUUUCGAUAAAUCUAGUUAUCCUCCAAUAAUGACCGUGCGGAAUGUUGUUCGAUCAGAUGGUAUUUUCAUCUUUAAGCAUAAAUCAUUUAUCUCGAAA
Molecule: messenger RNA, 2002 nt
Organism: Punica granatum (pomegranate)
Lineage: Eukaryota; Viridiplantae; Streptophyta; Magnoliopsida; Myrtales; Lythraceae
Source: RefSeq, a predicted model, not a curated record